GAGUUUGAAGUGAAUCGGGCGGGGAAGUUCCGAAGGCCUGGCCCUCAAGAAAUGAACAACGGGCGAUGAUCGUUCUACGGAAGACUUCCGGAUAAAUAAUCAAACUCAGCGAAAUCUGCAAAAUUGGUUUAUCAUCGCUCCCCCCUUUCGCUUUUAUACAUCAUAUGCACUCUCCACUAUAGCCCGCGUGCUGUACUAAUAACCUCCCUCAAGAGUCAACAGCCUUAUAUUUCAUCGACAACCUUUAUUACUAUUCUAAUCACCCAUCAAGCCAGUAUCAUGGCGGAGAAUACAGACUGGGACUUCCUCUUGCAGUUCGUCUCAGAGCCUUUGGAGAUGGAAUUUUCUCAUGUUCCUGAAAGGCCAGUCGCAGAACGUACUCGUUCUGUGGUACCUGUGCAGGCACCAACACCCCCCGACUCCUUCACCUCCUCACCAGUUGAACCGCCAGCAGACUCCGAGGAAGACGCCCUUGUUUCUGUGUCCACAACAUUCUUUCCCGGUGCACACAUUUACUCACACCCACCAGAUGUCGUGCUGCUGUCAUCCGACUCUAUAUUCUUUUAUGUCCACACCCGCGCGCUGCUCCGAGUUUCUGGAAAUAACUUUGGCGGUUUGCUACCACUGUCGUCUAAACCGACCGACGGCCAGCUAGGUCCAGUCUUGGUAGUCCCGGAAUCUUCUACCAUUCUCAAUAUCGUACUUCACGCCGUGUACGACAUGGCAUGUUCCCACUAUUCUCCUUCAUUCGAGUCCCUUGCAGCAGCAUUGUCAACCCUAACAGAUUAUGGCGUUUCUCUCAAGCGCCACGUUGGCCCUUCUUCUGCCCUGCACUCUCUGCUUCUCUCCUAUGCACCUCUUUACCCCCUGGAACUCUAUACAUUGGCUGCUUCACACGACCUCUAUGACCUCGCUGUCUCAACUUCAUCUCAUUUACUCUCCUUCUCCCUUGCAUCCUUGACAGAUGAGAUGGCGGACAAAAUCGGCCCAAUAUAUUUGAAACGAUUAUUUUUUCUCCACUUUGGCCGCGCAGAUGCUUUAAAACGUCUUCUCCUACCACCACCUCAUCCGCAUGCCACCACUCAUGACUGCGACUUCACCGAGCAAAAGAGGCUCACAAGAGCGUGGGCUCUCGCAUCUGCAUAUCUCGCUUGGGAUGCCAGGCCAGACUUGUCCACGAACGCAAUUGAGUCUGCAUUGGGACCUCUAGGUGAUCAGCUGACAUGCGGGCUCUGUCGAAAAGCACUUCGUGACCGGCUGAAGACGUUGAUUAUACAAUGGUCGGCAGUCAAGAGGACUAUCUAGCUUGCAAAACAACAUAAUUCGGAAGAGAUGUCUCACACCCAGACGAACAUACCUCAGGAAAAACGCGUGGACUUCUCUGGUUCUCAUUCUUUCAAUCGACUGUAUCACUCAUCCCUUUCAUUUUUUCACUGCAUUCAUUGUGUAACACUACUCACUUUCUGUAACAUUAGUUGGAAUUGUUCACUUCGGUGAAGCCUUAUACACGACCUGUACUCGUUAGCAACUACUAUACCUAUACUAGUAUCCUAGUCUGUUAACGCUUACGACUUCACCAGUUUGUCCUGUCCACACACGCAUAGCAUAUGACCGAUAGUAAUAGCAUCAUGAUUACGAACUUGGUGACAGAUUGGCGUCAAGGCAGUGGGAUAGGUAUACAACCCUUGUACAAGUGAAAGGUCAAACACAGGAUUCGGUUAUCGGGCGUUGUCUUCGGCAAGGAUGGCGUCAUUUAGCUCAUCCAGGGGUGCCAACU
Molecule: messenger RNA, 1777 nt
Organism: Suillus bovinus
Lineage: Eukaryota; Fungi; Basidiomycota; Agaricomycetes; Boletales; Suillaceae
Exons: 4
Coding region: 280-1305 (341 amino acids)
Source: RefSeq, a predicted model, not a curated record